Messenger RNA from Colletotrichum orchidophilum, 1539 nucleotides. RefSeq names its product NLI interacting factor-like phosphatase. NCBI's taxonomy places the organism in Eukaryota, Fungi, Ascomycota, Sordariomycetes, Glomerellales, Glomerellaceae. The transcript has 3 exons. Gene Ontology annotation, cellular component: plasma membrane. Gene Ontology annotation, molecular function: phosphoprotein phosphatase activity. The record is from RefSeq and is a predicted model, not a curated record. Bases 1 to 1539 code for a protein of 512 amino acids.
AUGUCCGAUAGACCACAGCUAUCCAACCCAGACGAAAUCACACCACAGAGUCAACAAAACGGUCAGUCAAGUCAAGACAUGUCCAAGGAAAAGGUGCUUCUGGCGCCAGAGGAGGGUGGAAAUUCAAAGAAGGGUAGGGGCUUCCUGCAUGUACCGUCUCGGUCUUUCUCGCAGCGCAAUCAAUCCUCUCCCACGUCAACAGGGCUGAGCGGAGCAACAGUCAGCGAUUCAAGAAACAGCAUCGGUGGACGUUCGAAAGAGUCCAAGGGUAGUUUUCUAGGACGGCAUCGAAAUGGCAGCGUCGGCAGCCACCGAUCCGGCAUCGAAACCGAACCGACCAACACACCCGGCAAUACGCAACCGAAUUCUCCCGUGAACCCCCCUCAGAAGAAGAAGAAGGGCGGACUCUUUGCCCUGCUGGGGUGCUGCGGUGUCCCCGACAACGCGAACGCGAUUGAGAACGGCGACGACGCCGUCCACAAGCUUGACAAGCUGCCCGCGAGGCCGACGACCGCUAAGUCCAGACAGCCCACCCCACAGGACCAGCAACCCGCACCGAACAAGCCGCAAAUCCAGGAGAAGCAACCGCAGCCCGAACAGCCAAUGACCGCAACCGAGGCUAAAGGCAAGCGUGUCUCUGGCGCAACUACUGCCGACGAUUCCACUGUUGGCGGCGAAGCUGGCGAUUUUAAGCAGAUCGCCCUGAGCAACGCCGGAGCUAGCAGUGCUGCGCCAGCGAUUACGGUAGAGUCGACCACCGGCGAGAAGACUCAGGACACGCCAGUGCUGGAAGCAGACAAGAAGGAUGCCGAGGGAGACGAGGCGAUGCCCGAUGCGACCCCCGAUCCCGAAUACAAGCACCAAAUACCGCCUCCGGUAGAAGACGCGCCGACCAGCCAGCAGCUGCCGCCUCCCCCACCCAUACCGGCACCGGGAGCCAAUGCCAUAAUCCCCAUCGAGUCUGCAGAGGCUGUUCCCGAGCAGAAGUUCCUGCUUCCCCCGAUCGCGCCCGAGUUCAAGGGCAAGAAAUGCCUUGUGCUUGAUCUAGACGAGACGCUGGUCCACAGCUCAUUCAAGAUUCUCCACCAAGCCGACUUCACUAUUCCCGUAGAAAUCGAGGGCAAUUAUCAUAAUGUAUAUGUUAUCAAGAGACCAGGGGUAGAUCAAUUCAUGAAGCGCGUUGGCGAGCUUUAUGAAGUGGUGGUCUUCACCGCGUCUGUCUCAAAGUAUGGCGACCCGCUGUUAGACCAACUCGAUAUUCACAAGGUCGUCCACCACAGACUCUUCCGCGAGAGCUGCUACAAUCACCAAGGAAACUACGUCAAGGAUCUUUCCCAGGUGGGAAGAGACUUGAAGGACACCAUCAUCAUUGACAACUCUCCCACAUCGUACAUCUUCCAUCCCCAGCACGCCGUCCCCAUCAGCAGUUGGUUUUCAGACGCGCACGAUAAUGAGCUGCUGGACUUGAUUCCCGUUCUAGAAGACCUCGCAAAGUCGGAUGUCCAGGACGUCAGCCUGGUUCUCGACGUUACACUUUGA